AAAAAAAAUCUGAGAGGACAGAUAAAAUGACGAAGGUGACCAGAAGAAGAAGAAGCCAGAGGAUCUAGGGCUUCACAAUCUGCUUCCAUCUCUCUUUCUCUCCCUCUAUCUCCAUCUCGACGGAUUUAGCAUGCAGCUUCAUAAUUUCGUUAUCUUUUCUUCUUAAUUUCCCCCUCACAUCCUCGAUUUGUCAAAAGUUUUCCUGAGAAAUUAGGGUUUCUUUCUCGAUAGCUUUGGAUGAGAGAAUGAUGAUGAUGAUUGGUUCAAUCUAAAGAGUUGACUAAAUUUAUUGGGGAUUUUAAAAAGGGCAAAUUUGGACCUUGCUGAAUCAAUUUCUUGGAAAAAGAAUAUAUAUAUUUUUUAGAUUAGAAAGAAGUGAACUAUGCGGGCAUUGCACAAAAGGGUAUCGUGGCCUCCAGAUUUUAAACUUUGUCAGGGGGCUAAUCCUCAGAUACACAUCCAGUUUCAUCAUGGGAUGGUCAGGCUUAAACAUCUUACUCAUGACAUCAAUGUGGUCAAGUAGUUCAGUGAUGAGGUUUCCAAGAGAAUGAACCAAGAAAAAUCUUCAACAAAGUAUUCGGCAUGGUGAAACGUUAUCCACUUAACAGAGAUUCAAAUGCUGUCAUUUGCAACGUGUUUGCUGAUGGAAAAUACUUUGGUACGGCUGUUCAUAUCAGAGGAUUCACCUUCACAAGUUGGAUCAGAGUCCCAAGAUCACCUGCAAGCGAAGUCAUCUUUUGCUUCACAUCCGGGUGAUGAUAAUCUACCACCUGGUUUUGGUGGACCUCUUUCUGCCAAUGAGCCACAGAUUAGGUUAUCAGACAUAGCAGUAAUAAAGUGGAAAUGCUCUGUCCGGAUUUUGCUAGAUGAGGAAUGGAGAGUGGUUGCAGGGGACGAAAGCAAAGAAGUGGAAGCACAAAAUCAGAGGGAAUUGAGAGUUCUUGAAGCAUUCUAUCCUGGCGCAUCAUCUAUUCCUUCAAACCCUUCGGUUCCAGCUGAUGUUGAGAACUCACAUUAUGAUGAUCAGCAAACCAUUGUCAUACCAAUUCUGCCUGUAGAAGAUGAUGACAUAGCGACGGAUUCAGCAUCUGAUCUCCCGACCCAAUCUGGCACGAAUGUUGGAACAGAGCCAUCAAUACCCAAUCAGAACACAUCAACUUCUUCAAUCCUCCCUUCAGGGUCAGAUAUAAUGGCUGCAUUAUCUGCAAUCUCAAACAUCAAAGAACAAGGAAGCAGCAUGAUUGACCAAGAUUUGCUUAUUAAGAUCCUAAGCAAUCCUAAGUUAGUCGAGAAUCUUGUAGCAAAUAGUGGCAGUGCAGGUUCAGUCUCCUCCAACGCAAGUGUCCUCUACCCAUCUUCAACCCAUGAAGCCAAUGGAGUAGUUACCACAGCACCUGCCUCCAAUGGACAAUUUUACCCUCAGCCAAUGGUAACACAGUGUCCUCCCAUGGUGUAUCCUCCUCCAGCUCCGUCAGACCAACAUAAUUAUGGAGCACCACCCGCAAGAGAUGCUAGUUAUUACAAGAACCUGAUUCAGCAACAUGGCGGGGAAAGACAAGAGACGCCACCAGUUCAACCACAUCUCGGUUUUCGUUACAACCUCCCACCUGGAGGACCUAACCAAGAGAUGAUAAAUAGCAAUAAUAAUAACCAGAGGCCAAGGGAUUCAAAACCCAAGAUAAUGAAGCCUUGCAUGUACUUCAACAGCACGAGGGGUUGUCGCCAUGGAUCCAACUGUUUAUACCAGCACGAUGCUACACCUUACCAGCCAAGGAAUCCAAACAAUGGUAAUAUCAACACUUCUGAGAUGCAGAGUGCGAAAAGAAUGAGAUUUGACAGAGACUGAUGCAGAAUUAGCAUACCACACAUGCUUUUUGCCUCUUGGUGUGAGAUGUUGUUGUUAGCAGCAGAGCAAAUUUUCUCUUUUCUCUUGCCUGGCUUUGCUGCUAUAUAUAAGUUUUAUAUACUUUUGAAAUCAUUUCUUAGUUUUAUGCUACAGAUGUAGAAUUAAUCAGCGCGUUUUAUUUCGCUCACCAUCACAGUAGUAAUUAUACUAUCCCUAGUUUUUUCUUGAGAUGAUUUUCGACACAUUUAUCUUUUA
Messenger RNA from Camelina sativa (false flax), 2101 nucleotides. RefSeq names its product zinc finger CCCH domain-containing protein 6. Gene Ontology annotation, molecular function: metal ion binding. NCBI's taxonomy places the organism in Eukaryota, Viridiplantae, Streptophyta, Magnoliopsida, Brassicales, Brassicaceae. The record is from RefSeq and is a predicted model, not a curated record.